Haliotis rufescens (red abalone) is the source of this 7116-nucleotide messenger RNA. RefSeq names its product semaphorin-2A-like. Gene Ontology annotation, molecular function: semaphorin receptor binding; chemorepellent activity. Gene Ontology annotation, biological process: neural crest cell migration; semaphorin-plexin signaling pathway; positive regulation of cell migration. The transcript has 19 exons. The record is from RefSeq and is a predicted model, not a curated record. NCBI's taxonomy places the organism in Eukaryota, Metazoa, Mollusca, Gastropoda, Lepetellida, Haliotidae. Bases 1384 to 3513 code for a protein of 709 amino acids.
UAACUACUCUGACCGACCGACCGACCGACAGAGAGAGUGAGCAGGCUUGCAGGCUGAGAAGCGUCUCAGUCCCACUCACAACAUAGAGGCAGGCACACUGCCAGUCAAUCACUUGCUGUUACUCUGGACUCUACUCCAUUAUUCAAUGCUCAAUUCAUUAUUUGCUGCAGGGUGAUGCAGGGACCAUUAUUCAGAAUGGACAACAGUAAGGUACCAGUUCACAGAAGGCCUAGCUCUGCAUGAAACUAAAGAAAUGCUGAAAAAACUGUGGCAUGCAUAAGCCAUCUGCUGUCUGUGAGUUUGUACAUUGUUGUACUGGGGCAGAUCCCUCUCUAACGGAAGACGUGCAAUCUUCACCUCAGUUCCUGUGAUCAUUUAAGAACUGGAGCUCCAUUCCUCCAGACGUCUACAACAGAGAAUCCCCAUCUUGUGAUGAACGAAUAAUAGGCAGACAACUUUGAAGCCACUGCUUGAGGAAAUAUCAAGAUUAAAAAAUCAAACCUGGAUAUAACUGUGAGUUUGAAAGCUGUUACUGCCAUUCAGAAAUUGUAUGUUUUUUACAGACCAUCCAGUGUACCAAGCAAGUAAUCAGCAGUAUAGCAAAACAACAAGGAGGAACAUUGCCUUGAGGCUAGCGAACGCUCCCCUACCCAUUCUCCCAGUGCUAAUUGGACCACAAGGUAGCAGAUGCCCCUGGUGCAGUCGCGGAGCCAACACAAGCCCUAGGCAGUAGCCACACGACUGGUGUGUGAUUGACAGCUCCAGUCAUCAGUCAUAGACCUCCCCUCACAUAUACAGGUCAGACUCUGGUGACAUGGACUCGGCAUACACGUGAAAUAUUAACAGGCAUCCUACCACUAGAGGAAAUCUAAUUUAUGACUUGCUGUGUGAAGUGAAAGCUGGAUUUUGGUCUUACAUUUCACUGAUAUCGGCAACUGAUCAGUCGCUUCUGUGUGGUUUUACAACAGCAAGAACACUGGGCUUACUACACAUUGCUUGAGGAAAGACCUCGCGUGUUGGGAUUAUUUUUUGGUGUGUCAUUAUUACUGUGGUCAGUGUGUUCACAGCACAAGUAGACUUUAUAACAUUAUAACAUUAUAACAGUAUAACAGAGAUAUUUCUCACAGAACUUGUCAACAAGAUCCAAUGCUGAAAUCAAUGGAGAAAGAGUUUUAAAGUGAAGCUGGUUCUUUGAAGGAUUUUCAGGCACAGUAACAGCUCAGAGACGAAACUCUACCCAUCCUAGCAGGGAAUAAAUGAGUUAAUUUAGAUGUGGUAACAACUUUAUUAAAGUCAUUCCCCACUUCUGCGUGUGACUUCCUAUCGGUACUGGAACACACACUGGCACACUGUGUUUGAGACUGUUUCGUCAUUAUAAGGGCCAUGCAGGAGACACAUACGUUUUUAUAUAGACAACUCCAUCAUCUGAACAUGGCUUUCCUUGGGACUUUGUGUUUGUUGCUGUGUGGAAUAACUGCUGCAGUUGGAUCAUCGGAACUUGAAGGCUGCGAUUCUGGAGCCCAGUUUGUAGCACAAGAUCUGGACGUCAGCUCUUUUCAUGAUGGGAAAAGCACGGUACCACGAUACUAUCGAUACAUCAUGGUGGAUACUUUGUCCCAGAGCCUGCUUGUUGGAGCCAUGAACAGGAUAUAUGGACUCAGUCUUACCAAUGUCACAGACAAAGCAAGUGUACGGAAAAAGGACCUCUCCCCCAACCGUGCUGACGUUGGCAGAUGUAAAAUACAGGGCAAGAAGGAGCUCCCAGACUGUCAGAACCACAUUCGCUUCAUCGCCCGUAACACCAGCAGUUCCAACACACUGUAUGUGUGUGGCACCGGCUCCUACAACCCCACCAGCUACCAACUCAGUGUCCCAGUUAAUGACUUCCUGGUGUUGUCGCAUUCGUCAGGAAUUGGGAUGUGUCCGUAUGACCCCUUUGAUAAUGCCACAGCUUUGUUUGUCGAGGAAUCCAACCCUGGUGACAUUCCUGGCCAGUACUCGGGGACAGUCACAGACUUCAUCAAAGCUGACCCUAUACUGUUCCGCCCUGACCUCUACCACAGAAAUGGAACCAUGGCCGUCGGCUACGUCAGGACUCAGAGGAAUGACCCAAAAUGGCUAAAUGAGCCCCAGUUUGUCGGGUCCUUCGACGUGGGCAACCAAGUCUACUUCUUCUUCCGCGAGGUUGCAUUGGAGUACACCAACUGUGGCAAGAAGAUCUACUCCAGAGUGGCCAAAGUCUGCAAGAACGACAAGGGAGGGAAGGCUGUGCUGAACCAUGUGUGGACCUCCUACCUGAAGGCUCGACUCAACUGCUCCAUCCCGGGGGAAUACCCGUACUACUUUGAUGAAAUACAGGAUGUGUAUUCAGUUGAUGGGCAGACAUUUUAUGGGCUCUUCACAACAAAUGUAAAUGGCUUGACUGCCUCAGCCAUCUGUGCAUUUACUGUGCACCAAAUUGAACGAGCUUUCAACGGCCCAUUCAAGGACCAGACCAACAGCAAGUCUAACUGGCUUCCUGUACCAGAGGUAGAAGUUCCAGAUCCCAGGCCAGGAAAUUGUUCCGUGGACGACACCCGCAGCCUGCCCGACACCGUCAUCAACUUCAUCAAGUCCCACCCUCUGAUGGACCAGGCCGUGGCGCACCAAUAUGGCCGCCCAAUCUUCUACAAGGGCAACUGCCUGAUGCAGAGGCUAGCUGUGGCUUCCAAUGUGUCUGGCCAUGGGGAACUGGUCUUCUAUACCGCCAGUAACACUGGGCUGGUGUACAAGAUAUUUGCCUGGCCAUCCGAGUCAACGCAUAAGGCUCCACACAGCAUCCUGUCAACUAUUUUCAAACCAUUUGAAUCUGUUAGGCCUGUGUGGAGUAUGAAGCUUCAUGGCAAGUAUGUGUACCUGGGCACGGACAUCUCGGUGACGCAGCUGAAGAUCGAGAUCUGUCAGAAGUACAUGAAGGUGGACCAGUGUCUGUACGACCCCUACUGCGGCUGGGACCGCGACGCGGGAAUAUGUCGCAGUGGCAGCACCUACAGAAAAUUGGUCACAUACAGACAUAUUGAUCGGACCAUGGCCUGGGAAGCUGCGAUUGAAGACGCACUCGGACAACCAUUAUAUAAUUCUAAAAGUAUAUGGAAGGCUACAGGCAGUUCGCUAACAUUACGAGUGGAGUAUAAAUUAAAUAUUGAAGGUUUAGUCACAUGGACAAAGAAUGGUUCACACGUACAAAGUGAUCGCCAUAUUCUAGCCCAUGAUAAUUCCUUAGUGAUCCCUGACCUGACAGCAGCGGACCAGGGCGUUUACAGAGCUGCUGACACAAAGAAUAGGCUUGUAGCUGAAUACGCAGUCUCAGUAGAUACCACUAAAGAAGAAAUAGAACAAAGAUGGAUAAGAAAGUUUGACGAAUGGUGUCAUGAAUUUGAAAAAUAUCAGAAUGAUAUCAGGAUAUGGGAAAAUAAGUGCAGUUCAUGUUGUCAGAGUCCUGGGAAUGCAAUAUCUCAGUUUGGUGGCAAAUAACAAUAGCUGUGUGGUAACAUUGAGACAAUUGAAUAAACCUGUUUGUUCACACAGUGAACACACUGCCUUAGUGCUUGAUGCGCUGUCCUGUGAUAUGAAACGUGAUCAGGCCAUUCCCAACCCAGCAAUGUGUAGUAGAACAGACCGAUUACCACCGACACAUUCAGACCUUUUUUUUCUGGGGAAUGGACGAGAAUAUGCACAAAUGGCAAUUCAUAUGACAGAGAAUUCUGUGCUUGUGGAAACGACGGACACAGUUGGAUUUGUGUUUAAAAAAUAUUUUUAGUUGCCAAGUACACGAAAUACGAGAAUGAGUGUAUGGUCUUUCGUUUAAUUUGAUUUAGAGGAUGUAAUGAUGGACUUGAUGAGAUUGCGUUUCCAUUUGUUGUUUUAUUUCAAAUUCCAGAGUUACAGUCAUGCAGGAUUUGUGGACAGAAUGGUUACAGGGUUUUAGAACAAAAUGUUUUUAGUGUUUUCGUUCAAAACCUUGAGAAUUGAAGUCAAGAAAAAGAAUGUUGAAACUCAUGAGGACUUAAUCACGAAUUGAUGGAGAACUGGAAGCAUGGAAUUGAAAUGAUUAUAUUAAAUGGCAGAGAAUUGGACAAGUUUAUUUGGAGUGAAAAUACAUUUGUCAUCUACAAGCAAUAACUCUCCUAGUGGUGAAGAAUGGUUUAACUUUUCUACAAAGAUCUGAAUUUGAAGUAUUUUUUUAUUUGCUGAUUUAAUCACACCAGGAAAGAACUGUGCAUACUUCUAGAAGGUUUCACAAAGGGCAAGAUAAAUGGUGACACAUUACAUUGCUGGAACAAACUGCCAUGUCAGCAGUUUUUGCACACCUAUCCAUUUCAGUGUAUUUGUGGUGCAUCAGGAUUUUAUGUGAAAUGAACAUUUUUUGUGAUUGACACAUUGUCAGUCAUGUUUCACAGAGAACACUGCAUACUAAACUGGUUCUUUCACAUUUGUUUGAAGACUUUAAUGAGCAACAGAUGAACCAGUUGCAAAUGUGCAUACACAAUGCUAUGAGUACUCUUGCCAGGGAAACUCUCAGUGUGAAAUAGAUGUAUUUUAUGUCAACACUUCGUCCCACGAGCUGGACACACAGUGUCCUUGAUAAGGUUCACAAUGCAUAGGAAUAAGAAGAGGAAUAGUCCGACCUGGAGAUGAAAGAACGGUGGAUUCUCUGCACAGUCUAGAUGGAUUGCCUCAAACAGCAUUUUGCAAUGCAUCACGUGUAAUAUAUUUGUGCACAGACCUCAAGAUGAGGUUUGUGAACUUGUGGUUAUCAUAAUAUGUAAACAUUAUGACGGAACUUUCUCCAUUGAUUCUGUACAGAUUCCUAGAUUUUUUCAUGAAAUGCAUUUCUAUGGCAGUUACAUCACAUGAAAUGAACGUGUCAGUCCUACCUGUCAUUGAGGUGUUGAUAGUGAUUAAUUUAUUGAUGGACUACAAGCAAUUGAUGGAGAGAGUGUAUUCUAGUGGUAAUCAGCUGGAUGCCUGUUAUUGUUUGUGUAUCUUGUGUACAGAUAUCAUUGCGCACAACCCAUAUAUGUAGAGGAGUCAAAUGGCCGGCCGUCAAAACCUGUGAAAUUACUCCUUGAAAUAAUGUAACGUCUUAAACAAAAUAUACAUGUGCAUGUAAUGAAAUGUGUACUUUAUUUUGUAACAGUUUGGGUGGAAUAUUUUAAAAGCUUGUUUGGGGAGAAAAAUGGGAUUUUACAAGUGCUUCUUUUAGUUAUAACGUUUUUGGUAAUAAAAUCCUUCUAAUAAUUGAUCACAAAUUUUAUUUAGUAAAUAACAUCAUCCUUUCAAUAAAUUAUUUUAGUAACAUAUUUUGAAAAUUAAGUAUAUUAUUUUAGGAUAUAAUUUCAUCAGGGAAUGAUGGGAAGGUCAUGUGAUCAUUGUAUCGUAUCUCGCCCUAUGACUGUGCAGGAACAGGGCUAGCUCAUACCUCAGUGUUCAAGUCAUGGUCACUACUUGCCUUGGUGCAAACUACAGACAGCUUGUACAUGCAGUGUCAAUCAUGGAUGGUGCUCGAUGCACAGGGAGCAUGCUGCACACUAAGCCUGUGCUCAGUUAGAUUUUGAAAGCAGGCCUUUUAGGUUGAAAGACAGAAUACUGGUUUGCAAAUGCAUUGUGUAUGGAGCAGUGAAGGUAUUUUAAUAAAACUAUCGUAUCUUAGGUUUUACUUGAAAUAUAUUUGAAUUAUCUUGUGUUUACAUUAAACUUCCAUUUUCAUAUCAUCAGGCGCGUUGCUUAGCGAUGUAUUGUAAUCAAGUUUUUCCUUUCAUAUGAUGUCAUGAUCCAAGAUAUUCAAAUGUGUAACUAUCACAAACUGAACCAUUUGUAUUUCUCACGUCAAAACAAUAUAUUCCUGAAAGUACUAUAAUAGGAAUCUGUCAUAGGAAAUGAAUAUCUUCCAAAGGCGUACAAUUUUUAUCGCACUGUAUAAUACUGGCAUAAUAUGAACUCUAUAUGCCGUCCAUAAACUGUCUGUGAUGCGGUGUGCGUACAAGCUGUCUUUAUGUAAACAUGUAGAUAAGCAUUUUGUAAUGUAAUAUAUGAAUGCAGAUCUUUGUAUAAUGUUGAGGAGUUUGGUGUCACACUUUUGAUGUGUGUCUGAGUUCUAAUGUUUGAAAUGACUGGGUGGAUGUGCAAAGUUUAUAUAGAAAUAUAUAUAUUUUAGUUUAUACAAACAGUCGAUACUGAAGUGGUAGCACAGGAUUGCUUAAAUGUUCAGAAUUUCAGAUCCAAUAAUUGGACAUUACAAAAGCUCCCUGGGUUGUUUCAGCAGAUGCCCAAACAAUAUUCCUACGAUGGGUCCCAACUCUACAUCAGCAACACAUGCCAUGGUCAUAUCACAACACUUCCUGGUUAUCAAUUUGGGUUUAUCUAAAUAUUAUAAAAAGUGAAGAUUUUGAUUUCUUUCUAUAAAUACUUUAACCAAAUUACUGUUUUGUUGCUUGAUAAAUUUACCAAAUAUUCAGGAGGUGUUUGUAGAAGAAAUGUUCUAUUAUUUCAGUGUGUCUUUGUAAAUUAAAAAAAAUCACCAGGGACCACUGGGGUGCACAUCUUGAAAAGCAAAUGGCUUUAUUUUUAUUAAUUAUUGAGUUUACAGAUUAACUUACCUGAACUUCAUAAAUUUGGAAUGAAAUACUAAUUAUAUUACAAAUUUGAUGUCUUUUUUCUUUCUUAGAAGAGUCUGUUGCCUAAUUUCAGGGAAGUAAAACUUUGAAUAUAUUUUCGGUCUCAACUGGUCUAUCAAUUUUAAAGUGUCUUUUUGUCUUAAAACAUUUUUCAAAAUUUGAUAUUAAUUAUGGUUUGGGGAAGAGAAAUCUGUAAACCAAAAAAUAUUAAAGAACAGGCCUGUGAGAAAAUAAGUGAUUUCUCUGAUGUAUAUUUUGUUCUUGUAUUGAAUGAAAUGGUCAUUUGAUUUGCAAGUUUCCUGAAGAAAGUAGUUUAUUUUAGUUGAUGUAUUUAAGAUGCAAGAAUGCUGUAGAUACAUGUGUACAGUGAGUCACCUGAGACAGGUGAUGUUAUUGUAAAGUCUGUACAUUGGUUGGUCAAAUGUCAAAAGGCUGCAAAAAAUAAAUUUACAUGAAUUUA